CCACAGUUCCUUAGGCUCCCGCGGAGAGGGCGGAGUCGAAGGCGGAGCGCGGCGGCCAUGCAGGCGGCAGACGCAGGCGCAGGCGGUGCGGCGGGCGGCGCCGAGGGCCAGGACCGCGAGGGUGGCCACGGCCUCCACGGCGGUGCAGGCGCGGCGACCGCUGCAGCCAGGGGAGCUCCGCGUGUCACGCGAGCACAGCACGCACCAGGGCCAGGUGGAGACGCCACAUCCAUAGCCAGAAGGCCAGAAAGCCGACUACACAUAUUCGUCCUCAGGGUGCCUUUCCCGUCCCCCUUGGAGGCGGAGAUCGCCCAUGGGUCCCUGACCCCAGAUGCGGAACCCCACCGAGGGACGGUUCGGAAGGAGCUCACAGUGAUUGGCAGCGUCCUGGCGGUCCGCUGGAAAGCUGAAGAUUCUCGCCUCCUCCGAAUUUCCAUCAUCAACUUUCUUGACCAGCUUUCCCUGGUGAUGCGGACCAUGCAGUGCUUUGGGCCCCCUGUUUCCCGCUAAGCCUGGGCUGGGAAAGGGGGCUAAGGUCUAACCUCCUGUCCCUUCCUAGGCAGUGCAUCUUUCCUAGGCGGAAGAUUGCUGCAGUCGCUGCCACUUUAUUAUGGGGCCCUAAUGUUUUGCUUUUACUGGCCUUUGGGCACUCAGGGUCCACUUGUUUCGUUUGGUGAUUCAGUGUUCAUUACAGCAGAAAAUAAAACUGAGCAGCUAUUC
This is a messenger RNA of Ceratotherium simum simum (southern white rhinoceros), 720 nucleotides long. RefSeq names its product L antigen family member 3 (gene LAGE3). Lineage: Eukaryota; Metazoa; Chordata; Mammalia; Perissodactyla; Rhinocerotidae. Gene Ontology annotation, cellular component: EKC/KEOPS complex. The record is from RefSeq and is a predicted model, not a curated record.